AUGAUAAAUUCUAGCCAUUCUAAUAAAUCUAAUAAUGCUUCGGUAUCUGAUAUAUUUGUUAAUGCUUCAGUACAAAUAUGCAGGCUUAUGCCAAAUUCUGAUAAUACUCCUGGACAGAUAGAAAAUAGUGCUAAUAUAUACCAGGAUAUGGUUAGCCAAUGUCCUAUAUCCCAUAACCACCCUGAAAUAAAUCAUGAUAAUACUCCCACAAAAGAAAUGAAACAUAAAGAAUGUGUUAGUGAAGAGAUAAUGAAGAGAAUUAAGAAAAAGAAACUUCGGGAACAAAACUUAUCUUCGGAUAAUAAUUUACUAGAACUAUCCAAUUUAUCAUACAAAGAUCAAAUUUUGAAAUUGUCAACAAUAUCGCAAUCUAUUUCUAGCCACUCUGUGACUACAUCUGGUGAUAGCUCUGAUUUAUUAAAACAACUUCCUAUAAAGCAAAAAAAUAAAAUGCCUGAAAUAGAUAUAAAACCUUUAAUACAAGAACUAAAUAUAAAAUCUUUAAAGGAGAAUACUAUUAAAAUUGUUAAUCCACUGUGUGACUGCCUUCGGCAAAAAUUCUACAGAUAA
Dentiscutata heterogama is the source of this 570-nucleotide messenger RNA. Lineage: Eukaryota; Fungi; Glomeromycota; Glomeromycetes; Diversisporales; Gigasporaceae. The record is from the annotation of a GenBank genome assembly.